AUGAGGGAGGAGGAUUCCAAUUGGUUCGCUCGAUGGGAAGAGGAGCUUCCCCCGCCGGACGAGCUCAUGCCAAUCACUCAAACCCUAAUCACUCCCGAUCUCGCCCUCGCCUUCGACAUCCGGAAUCCCACCAACUCCUCCGCGGCAGCGGCCAGCAAUUCGCUCCACCAGAAUCAGAAUCAGCCGGUCCCGCCGCCGCCGCCGCCGCCGCCGCCUCUACCGACAUCCAGCGGCUUGCCUUCUCCCAACGGGAACCCUUCCCUGGCGACUUCACAGCACAACUCGUCCGAAUUCGCCGCCGACUCCUCGGCGGAGCUGGGGUCCGGCACCGGGGGCGACGAGCCGGCAAGGACGCUGAAGCGGCCGAGGCUGGUGUGGACGCCGCAGCUCCACAAGAGGUUCGUGGACGCCGUCGCGCACCUGGGGAUCAAGAACGCGGUGCCCAAGACGAUAAUGCAGCUCAUGAGUGUGGACGGGUUGACUAGGGAGAAUGUCGCCAGUCAUUUGCAGAAGUACCGGCUCUACCUCAAGAGGAUGCAGGGGUUGUCUUCCGGCGGCGGGGGAGGCGGCGGCGGGAGUGGCGGGGGGUUGAGUGGUGGUUCGUCUACCGUUGGUGUGGAUGCCGCUACCGACCAUUUGUUCGCGAGUUCCCCUGUCCCGGCGCAUUUCUUGCAUCCCGGUAGGCCGCCUAAUUCCGAUCAUUUCUUGCCGUUUGUUCCUGUUAGCGCCCUUCAGCAUCAUCAUCACCAGCAGCAGAUGGCGGCGGCUGCCGCAGCGGCCGUUGCUCAUCCGCAGCUGCAGGGUCAGUACCAUAGGCAGCUGGGGCAUUUUGGGUCGCCACCCAAUGGGCAAUUCGAUCAUUCGUUUCUGUCUAGGCCGGCGGCGCAGCAUCAGGCUGUGCAUAGAAUGGGGCCGCCGGUGCACAAUGCGGCGGUUCCAGGGUAUGUGGAGGAUUUGGAGUCUGCAAAUGGAAAUGGUGGAAGGAAAGUUCUCACUCUGUUCCCCACUGGAGAUGAUUGA
Molecule: messenger RNA, 1020 nt
Organism: Linum tenue
Lineage: Eukaryota; Viridiplantae; Streptophyta; Magnoliopsida; Malpighiales; Linaceae
Source: the annotation of a GenBank genome assembly